CGUCAACACCUAGAGUCGGUGGUGCCGUGGGUGGCCGAGUCGGUGGAGGCGCGGAGUUAGAGAGUGCGGCUGAGAUGCCGUUAAGCACAGCCGGCGUCCUGAGCUCCUCCUCUACCACUUACAACAGGUCAAGGAAUAGGCCUUGCUAUCGGACCAAAGCCCUGAACUCCGAGGUAGAUGAGAGCCUCUUCGGAGCUAUCAAGGUAACCCUCACCCAGCCCCUCCAGGGAGCUAGCGACAGCCCCAUUGUGCUGCUCCGAGAUAAGCAUGUCAUUCGGAAAACUCUCACUGCCCUGGGCUUGGACCACAAGCCAGAGACCGUCCAGCUCAUCACCCGGGACAUGGUCCGGGAGCUCAACAUCCCCACCAAGGACCCCUUCGGGGAGUCCCUUAUCAUGAGCCCUGAGGAGUUUGAGCGGAUCAAAUGGGCAUCCCACGUCCUGACUAGAGAAGAACUCAAGGCCAGGGAGCAGGCCUUCAAGAAGGAGAAGGAAGCCAUUGUGGACGCAGUGACCACACGCAAGACGAUCAUGAAACAGAAGGAAAUGGUUAGGAGGAACAGCAAGAAGCUCAACAAUCUGGAGGAGGUAGACAAGGACAGGGCCCAGAACCUCCUUCAGAGAGCCAGGCAGCUGCAGAUGGAGCAGGUGGAGGAGCUGAAGGACAUGAGCAAGAUCAUCCUCAAUGCUAAGUGCCAUGCCAUCCGGGAUGCCCAAAUUCUGGAGAAGCAGCUGAUCCAAAAAGAACUGGAUGCAGAGGAGAAGCGGUUGGAUCAGAUGAUGGAGGUGGAGCGGCAGAAAUCCAUUCAGAGGCAGGAGGAGCUGCACAGAAGGAGGCGGGAAGAGAGAAUCCGAGGAAGAAGGCACAUUGUGGAACAGAUGGAAAAGAAGCAGGAGGAGCGAUCGCUGCUUGCCGAGCAGCAGGAACAGGAUAAGGAGCAGAUGCACGCAUAUAUGGAGCAGCUCCAAGAGGAGGAUCUAAGGGACUUGGAACGAAGACACCAGCAAAAGCUGAAGAUGCAGGCUGAGAUCAAACGCAUCAAUGACGAAAACCAGAGGCAGAAAGCAGAGCUGCUUGCUCAGGAGAAGCUGGCAGACCAGAUGGUGAUGGAAUUUACCAAGAAGAAGAUGGCUCGAGAAGCAGAAUUUGAGGCUGAGCAGGAGAGAAUCCGGAGGGAGAAAGAGAAGGAGAUCGCCCGCCUGAGGGCAAUGCAGGAGAAGGCCCAGGAUUACCAGGCAGAGCAGGAUGCCUUGCGGGCCAAACGCAACCAGGAGGUUGCCGACAGAGAGUGGCGCAGAAAGGAAAAGGAAAACGCACAGAAGAAGAUGGAAACUGAAGCCAAACUGCGGAAAAGUCAGCUAGAACAGGUGGCUUUCAAGGAGCACGCUCUGGCCGUUCAGGUGCAACGGGACCGGGAUGAGUUCGAGAGAAUUCUUCGGGCUCAGAGAGAGCAGAUUGAAAAGCAGCAGCUGGAGGAGAAGAAAAAGGCCAUGGGACGCUUACAGUAUGCCAGUGAGCUCCGGCGCCAGGUGCGGGAGAACCAGCAGAAGCAGGUGCAGGACCGGAUCGCCACCUUCGAGGAGGGCCGGCGCCUCAAAGAGGAGGCCCAGAAGUGGCGUGAGCACAUUGAAGACAUCAAGAAGAAAAAGAUAGAGGAGCUGAGAGCCACCGGCCUUCCUGAGAAGUACUGCACUGAAGCUGAGCGCAAAGCUAACAACCCACCCGUCACCUCUGUGUACUGAGGGUGCCUCUCUGCCCCUCGGGAUGCCUUCAGAGGGCAGCUUCCUCCCAGGCUCUCGGUGUCCAUAACUGCAGCUAAUCUAGACACUUCUGAGUUACAGAUUAAAUCUAUUCUACUUCUGUAAGGAACAGUCCAGCUUUCUUGCUGUGGGGAUGUGCCUGCCACGGGCACUUAACGAGGAGCAAAAUAGGUUAUGGGAGCCCCAGGUUGUGGGUGGUAUGAUGCUCAGAGGCAGAGAAUGGAAGGAUGCUCUCUCAUGGUCAGCCCUCCUAAGCCAGAUGGUCCCUUUAUCCUGGUGUCUCUUGGCUUUUCUGUGACUCUCUGGGAUGCUGUCAUCAUGUCCACUUUCAGCUCAGUCUUAUCUCUGUCCUCGUUCCACGCCAAGCUCAGAGGCACUUUAGGUCAAGGAGCUAGAGAUGCUCUCUCAGGGUGGGGCUGGAGCAAGGGCUGGGUUGGGCGGUGCUGGGGAAGGAGGUGUCAGAGCUCUUACCAGUUGUGUGCCUGUGACUCAGAUAAUGAAUGUGGAGAGGGUGAUGUUUGAACCUGUGGCUCACACUCCUGUCUCAACCCUGUCAUGCCAGAGCCCUUUCAAUGCCAGGCAGUGUCACGACAUAGGCACCCACUCCAUCCUCCAUCGGGGCAUGACCAGGGCCCAACGUCUCAACCUGCCAGGCUGGCACCCUCACCCAAACACAGCCCCCCACCCCACUCAAGUGGCCGGCUCCCCUUAGUCCACCUUUCUCCAACAAGUGAGGCUCUCCAAAGCUUUAUCCCCAAAGAUAAAAUCUGUGUUAGCUUGCCUCGCUUUCCCUCCAAAUAUUCUUCAUUCAUUCAUUUACUCAUCCAAGUACCUCUGAGUGCCUACCAUGUGCUAGGUACAUUCUAGUGAAGUCAGUUCUCAGUGAAUCAGAAGACCUGUUUCCAUCUCCACAGAAGCUUCUCAUCAGUGUCAGUCAGUCUGCUCUUGCUUCCCACUGCCCCCGUGCUGCUUGCCACAAAAUUUCUUGUAGCUUUAGAAGAGUCUCACCCUAUUUGGAAGGACCUGGAUGAUCAGGCUCCCAUUUUGGGCUGUGUGCUAACUUUCCAGGAUGGAGCCAUUUCCCCCAUUUUUGUAUACCUUUGAGGGGAAAGGACCUCCAUCCGGCUCCCAUCACUAUGGCAGCCUCCUUCCCCCUCGGUUUCAUUUCUCAAAUCCAGAGCCGAGUCUUGUCUCCUUCGGUGGGUUCUGCACUAAGAGAAGGCAGAGGAUAGCUGCUGGGCGCGUCCCCAGUGUUUACAAUGCCAGGUUACAAGGACCUCCGGCAAGAGUCCUCUUUUCACAGGGCCCAGGGAGAGUGGGCAAGCUGCUUCCUGUGCUUCCUCUGCCUCAGGACAACUGCAGCUUCCCCAGGCACCUUCCUCACCUUCCCCACCACAGAAGUCUGUGGCCCCCUUUUCCCCCAAACCAGGUGGGCAGCCCCACCAGCUGCUAGGGGAAGAGACUUUCUCACUUUCCCUGCUCCAUACCCCUAAGUGCAUACCUCGUACCUAAAGAAGUUAACCCCUUCCUCCCUAGGGAUCUUGGGAAGAUGUGGUACCCAGCCUGGGAUGGGAGAGAAGACAUGGCAAUGCCACUGAGGCAGCUGGCAUACUUGCUUAGGUUCUCUCUAAGCAUUCCUAUUGCACGAUUAAGAAUACCUGCAGGGACCAAGGAGUGAGACUUUACUUGUUUCAGGGGGCCCUCUUCCCAGGAAAGCCAGAAAGGACCUCAGGUGCCUGGAGUUUGCCCAGCUUCCUACUGAUGUCAUCCAUCUCAGGGCUGAGAAGAACAAGCUCCCUUGGAGUACAGGCCAAGACGUGGACCUCCCCCCAGCUGCCCCCACCUGCCCUGCUCAGGAACAACCAGCCUCAGACUUGUUGCUAGAGGUUGGACUUUUGGGUGGGCAGUGUUUUCUCCUAGGGAUGGAUUCAACUUUCCCUCUUAGGGCUCAAGGGUAGAAAUAAACUCUGUGCACCCCUCCAAGCUGCUGAAUCAUCUUCGGGGUAUCUAGGAAGCUGCGAGAUUCCAAGCUGUAGAGCAGUGUUGGGGAAAUCUGGAGAUAAGUAAGAAGUGCUGUUUGGUACAUUGUCUUUGUUGAUGUAAGGAUAUU
Messenger RNA from Mesoplodon densirostris (Blainville's beaked whale), 3870 nucleotides. RefSeq names its product cilia and flagella associated protein 45 (gene CFAP45). Lineage: Eukaryota; Metazoa; Chordata; Mammalia; Artiodactyla; Ziphiidae. The record is from RefSeq and is a predicted model, not a curated record. Bases 75 to 1742 code for a protein of 555 amino acids. The transcript is spliced from 12 exons.